Messenger RNA from Aspergillus welwitschiae, 1594 nucleotides. RefSeq names its product cobalamin-independent methionine synthase II family protein. The transcript has a single exon. NCBI's taxonomy places the organism in Eukaryota, Fungi, Ascomycota, Eurotiomycetes, Eurotiales, Aspergillaceae. The coding region runs from base 109 to 1308 and encodes 399 amino acids. Gene Ontology annotation, molecular function: zinc ion binding; 5-methyltetrahydropteroyltriglutamate-homocysteine S-methyltransferase activity. The record is from RefSeq and is a predicted model, not a curated record.
UCAUUCCCCGCAUCCAAUACGAAGAUGAGGCUAUUUAACUGAGCCGGACACAGAAAUGUGUAUAGGGACCCAUCCGUACAACUUUUAUCAGCAACUUUAUCAGCUAUCAUGGCUCCUACAUUCCGUGCAGAACAAAUCGGCUCGCUGAUGCGGCCCGAGGAGCUAUUAGCUGCUCGCAAUGCCGCCGGAUUGGCGCACAUCUACACCCGAACCAACGUGCCGGAGGGUGUGCAGCAAGUGACAAAACAGGCGAUUGCCAAGGUGGUGGAGCAGCAGCAGGCGCACAAGGUGCGCCCAAUCAUGACCGGAGAGUUUGAACGGCCCAUCUUCUACGCCGGGUUCUUCGAGAAUCUGGAGGGGCUUGAAAUGACCAAGGUCCCCAUUCCGGACGGUUACCGCACGGGGCUCCCGACCGUGCAGACGCUCGAGAAGCUGGGCAUCAAGGAACGGGAUGCCUGCAUCGCUGUGGGCAAGAUUCAGCACGUGCGCAGCCCGUACCUGGCCGACUGGGAGUACCUACGGAGCCUGGUGCCGCAGGAACAGUGGAAGGAGUGCAAGAUGAGCAUGCCAUCUAUUACCUGGCAGCACCAGCAUUUGCGUGCAGGGACCGCGUUCACGGCCUCCAGCCCGUACACUACCGACAAAGAGUACUUUGCGGACCUUGCAAAGGCGUUUGCACGGGAGUACCAGAUCCUUUACGAUGCGGGACUACGCUCCAUCCAGGUGGACGAUCCCGCCAUGACCUUCUUUGUGACGGACGAAAUGCGAUCGGGGUGUGUGGCAGAUGGGAUUGACCCGGAUGAACUGUUGGACCUGUAUAUCUGGGCGCACAACGAAAGUCUCCGGGACCGACCUGCAGAUCUUCAUGUCGGAGUUCACCUCUGCCGGGGCAAUAUGCCCGGGUCGACGCACGUGCUUAGUGGGUCGUAUGAGCGGAUUGCGCAACGCAUGUUCACGGGACUCAACUAUGACACGUUCUACCUGGAAUAUGACACGGAACGAGCGGGGGACUUCCAGCCGCUGCGACACCUGCCAGUGGGCAAGAACGUGGUACUGGGAGUGGUAUCGACGAAAGCCCCGGAAUUGGAGACAGUGGAGGAGCUGCAGGUGCGGGUAUAUGAAGCGGCGGAUGUGAUUGCGCAGGGGCAAGGCCGGAGUCGGCAAGAGGUGCUCGAUAGCUCGCUUGGAGUGAGUCCGCAGUGUGGUUUCUCCAGUGUGAGCUAUGGUCGGGGAAUUGGAAUGACGGAGACGCGCAUGUGGGAGAAGCUGCAGUUGGUGCAAAAAGUAGCCGAGCGGGUGUGGCAGUAAGCUGCAGUAAGCUGCAGGGGGGAUGGCCAGGGAUGGUAUGUGUGUAUACAUUCGUCACUACUAUAUUCAAGCGUACCGGAUAUACUAUGUAGUGUUGAAGGAAUGCAUGGCUGUCAGGCACAGCAGAUUGCAUGAUCCACCACUGCUGUCAAGUAGCACGGCAUGUUGGCCUGCACGUGGCUGAAUUGUUGGGUUCCGGACAUCCGCGAUGAUCCUUAACCAAUUUAUUCUGUGCAUAAAUGCGGGUAGAUGAACACCCGCACGGCAACUCUCUUCCAGCCGAGCU